AUGUUUUGUAACGCUGGUCUCUGCUCGUGUUUGACGUCAUACAUUGCCGCCGAGUCGUACUGCUACCAAAAGAUCGAUCCUGGACAACCUGGAUGUGUCUACAACGAGCAGUGUUCCGCCGUUUGGCCAGAUGCUUUCUGUGACACCUCAGCCGGCGUGGGUACUUGUCGAUGUGGAGAGAAUAAGGUCGAACGGGUCACCCGUGACGGACAUGUCUGCCUCGAUAUGCUAGAUGGCAACCAGAAUAUUCUCGCUAUUACUUGCCCCCUUCCAGAAGGUGCC
This is a messenger RNA of Ostertagia ostertagi, 282 nucleotides long. NCBI's taxonomy places the organism in Eukaryota, Metazoa, Nematoda, Chromadorea, Rhabditida, Trichostrongylidae. The record is from the annotation of a GenBank genome assembly.